Messenger RNA from Oldenlandia corymbosa var. corymbosa, 1491 nucleotides. NCBI's taxonomy places the organism in Eukaryota, Viridiplantae, Streptophyta, Magnoliopsida, Gentianales, Rubiaceae. The record is from the annotation of a GenBank genome assembly.
CAUUUCUUCUUAAAACUGACACGACACGUCUAUGAGUAUCCAUCACAAUCCACACAGGCAAAGAGCCCGGGAAGCAGGGCAGGCCCGCCUUCCUCCACCACGCUCCCCUCUCUCCCCCACUCCUUUCUCUCUACUCUUCUCUCUGCUCCAAACCCCGAUCCCUUUUUUCAUGCGUUUUUUGCACUUUCAUUCCUCUACUCUAACCUCGUCAUCUCUUCCUUCACGCACAACAGCACGCACCCCCUUUAUAUGUGAAUCCAAAAUUUAAUGGAGUUUCAUAACUGAGAAUAAUUUUUCAGAUAUUUAUUUCUUCCAUGGAGGAAAGUAGAAAAAAAAAACCCAACCACCACCGCCACCAACAGAGCAACCCACAUUCAAUGAACUGAACUGAUUCUAUCCCUAAUACUCUGUUUUUGAGUUUCUGGGUUGCUACUGAAAAUGGCUGCCUUAAAUGUUCCUCCGGCCGACUUAGAAUCCGGUGAGAAUCCCGGUGCUGAUGUUGGGAGUGGUAGUGUUCGUCGCCACCGUCGCCGCCGCCGUCGACGGAGGCAGAGGCCCUCCGCGGCAGCUAGCAGUGAGACGACUACCGACGGGAGUUUCAAGUUUUCGGACACCGAGGACGAGGAACGGUCGAUGCAUUCGCAGCGGCUGGGGUCCACGGCCGGCGGGUCGUACGAGGAAUGCAGGUUCUCGACGGAGUCUGAUGGGAUAUCGGUGGUUUCCGGCACGAAAAGGCACAGCAGCCGGCGAGGAGGGUCGUCGACAUUUUCGGAUGAGGAAGAAGCGGAAGAGGAGGAGGGGAUGGUGGAUUUGGAGAGUGGUGAAUUGGAGCUUAAAGUUCAUAGUAGAGGGAAUAGGAGGGAAUGUAGAAUUUGCCAUUUGAAAUCCAGCGCCGCCGGAAAUGGUGCCGGUCGCGGUGGCGGCGAUCAGAGCUUUAUUGAGUUAGGUUGUAGCUGUAAAGGGGAUUUGGGUUCAGCCCAUGAGCAAUGUGCUGAGACUUGGUUCAAGAUUAAGGGCAACACAACGUGUGAAAUUUGUGGUGCCUCUGCAGUUAAUAUCGCCGGAGAACAGACAAUUGAGAUACAUGUCAGCAAUGGUUUAGCUCCUGCAGCAUCAGCAACACCUUUUAUCUUCCCAGAGAACAGAAGUUACUGCCAUGGCCGCCGCGUGAUGAAUUUCUUGCUUGCCUGCAUGGUAUUUGCCUUCAUAAUCUCAUGGCUUUUUCACUUCAAAAUACUACCAUGAAUGGAUAAUAUAUGUUCCAGGCAGAAAAAGAAUAUCAAGGAGAGUUAAAUUGUGUUUGCAAUAGUGGGUUGCUUUAUUAACUACAGGAAAAUUAUAGGAUUUGUUAGUGGAAUGUAAAUUGUGUAAAUGCUUCUGAGUUCUGAGUAUGGAUCAUUUUGACUUUCUUUUAUCGCUUCUGACUGGUUACUGGACUAUGAAAUUGCAGUCAUGGUCCAUUGCUGAUAUCUUUUGCUGCUUUAAAUUAAC